Zalophus californianus (California sea lion) is the source of this 916-nucleotide messenger RNA. Its product is annotated as serine/threonine-protein phosphatase 6 catalytic subunit-like. The record is from RefSeq and is a predicted model, not a curated record. The transcript has a single exon. Gene Ontology annotation, biological process: G1/S transition of mitotic cell cycle; peptidyl-serine dephosphorylation. Lineage: Eukaryota; Metazoa; Chordata; Mammalia; Carnivora; Otariidae. Gene Ontology annotation, cellular component: cytoplasm. Bases 161 to 916 code for a protein of 251 amino acids. Gene Ontology annotation, molecular function: protein serine/threonine phosphatase activity.
CAUGGACAAGUAUGUGGAGAUAGCGCGGCUGUGCAAGUACCUACCGGAAAAUGACCUGAAGCAGCUAUGUGACUAUGUUUGUGACCGCUUCUUAGAAGAGUCAAAUGUCCAGCCAGUAUCGACACCAGUAGCAGUGUGUGGAGACAUACACUGACAGUUUAUGACCUUUGUGAACUAUUCAGAACUGGAGGUCAGGUUCCUGACACAAACUACAUAUUUACAUAUCACAUAUUAUGGUGAUUUUGUAGACAGAGGUUACUAUAGUUUGGAGACCUUCACUUACCUUCUUGCACUAAAGGCUAAAUGGCCUGAUCGUAUUACACUUUUGCGAGGAAAUCAUGACAGUAGACAGAUAGCACAAGUAUAUGGAUUUUAUGAUGAGUGCCAAACCAAAUAUGGCAAUGCUAGUGCCUGGAGAUACUGUACCAAAGUUUUCGACAUGCUCACAGUAGCAGCUUUAAUAGAUGAGCAGAUUUUGUGUGUUCAUGGUGGUUUAUCUCCUGAUAUCAAAACACUGGAUCAAAUUCGAACCAUUGAAUGGAAUCAGGAAAUUCCUCAUAAAGGAGCAUUUUGUGAUCUGGUUUGGUCAGAUCCUGAAGAUGUGGAUACUUGGGCAAUCAGUCCCCGAGGAGCAGGUUGGCUUUUUGGCGCAAAGGUCACAAAUGAGUUUGUUCAUAUCAACAAUUUAAAACUCAUCUGCAGAGCACACCAACUAGUGCACGAACACUAUAAAUUUAUGUUUGAUGAGACACUGGUAACAGUAUGGUCUGCUCCUAAUUACUGCUAUCAUUGUGGAAAUAUUGGUUCGAUCAUGGUCUUCAAAGAUGUAAAUACAAGAGAACCAAAGUUAUUCUGGGCAGUUCCAGAUUCACAACGUGUUAUUCCUCCCAGAACGAGGACACCGUAUUUCCUUUGA